GCGGCCGCCUUCCCCCUCCUACCGCCGCCUUCCCCUUCUUACCGCCGCCUUCCCCCUCCUGCCGCCGCCGCCGCCGGAACGCGCGGCCUCGGGUUACAGGUUCUGAGUCGCGCGCGCCGUGCACUCUGGCUCGGGGUGGGGCAGAGGACUCGCCCCCGACCCUCCCGCGGAGGGCCCCCUCGGCUUUCUUGUGGUCCAGCGGCCCUGGGGCUCCUUCCUAACAGCCCCGGACUGAGUCCCCUCAAGUCGGGGGCCCUCCCCUCUCCUUUAAGGAGGAGUGGACACCUGCCGCCGUAUCUCUCUAAAACGGCGUCUUCUCUGUGCUGUCCCCUCACACCCACACAGACGGCAGAGAGCUGCAAGAUGCCGUUUGCUCUCUUUUCCAACUCCAGAACCUUCUGAUCUCCGCUAGUUCCUACUGGCUUCUGCCCCUUGCUCCGUCCACGCUCACAGGGAGACAUCCCUCAACCCCAUACAGCCUGGGCCUGGCUCCGAGGCUGCGGGCUGCUUCCGGACCACCUCCUCUCUUCACUCCCCCUCCCCGUCUGUCCUCUGACCCUCAGUCCCCUUGUCACCUCUAAGAGCCCCCGCCUAACCAGGAGCCAGGGGGUUCCCCCCUACCAGGAUGUGAGCCUCUUUAACCUGUAAUGCUGUGGCUGGCCUUUGGCCCCUUCCAUGCCAUGGAGAACCAGGUGCUGGUGAUUCGCAUCAAGAUUCCAAAUAGUGGAGCGGUGGACUGGACAGUGCACUCUGGGCCGCAGCUACUCUUCAGGGAUGUGCUGGAUGUGAUAGGCCAGGUUCUGCCUGAAGCAACAACCACAGCAUUUGAAUAUGAAGAUGAAGAUGGUGAUCGAAUUACAGUGAGAAGUGAUGAAGAAAUGAAGGCAAUGCUGUCAUAUUAUUAUUCCACAGUAAUGGAACAGCAAGUAAAUGGACAGUUAAUAGAGCCUCUGCAGAUAUUUCCAAGAGCCUGCAAGCCUCCUGGGGAACGGAACAUACAUGGCCUGAAGGUGAAUACCCGGGCUGGAUCCUCUCAACACAGCAGCCCAGCAGUCUCAGAUUCACUUCCAAGCAAUAGCUUGAAGAAGUCUUCUGCUGAACUGAAAAAAAUAUUAGCCAAUGGCCAGAUGAAUGAACAAGACAUACGGUAUCGAGACACUCUUGGUCAUGGCAACGGAGGCACAGUCUACAAAGCAUAUCAUGUUCCAAGUGGGAAGAUAUUAGCUGUAAAGGUCAUACUACUAGAUAUUACACUGGAACUUCAGAAGCAAAUUAUGUCUGAAUUGGAAAUUCUUUAUAAGUGUGAUUCAUCAUAUAUCAUAGGGUUUUAUGGUGCAUUUUUCGUGGAAAACAGAAUUUCAAUAUGUACGGAAUUCAUGGAUGGGGGAUCUUUGGAUGUAUAUAGAAAAAUUCCAGAGCAUGUCCUUGGAAGAAUUGCAGUGGCGGUCGUUAAAGGCCUUACUUAUUUGUGGAGUUUAAAGAUUUUACAUAGAG
Lipotes vexillifer (Yangtze River dolphin) is the source of this 1494-nucleotide messenger RNA. Its product is annotated as dual specificity mitogen-activated protein kinase kinase 5. The record is from RefSeq and is a predicted model, not a curated record. NCBI's taxonomy places the organism in Eukaryota, Metazoa, Chordata, Mammalia, Artiodactyla, Lipotidae. Gene Ontology annotation, molecular function: protein kinase activity; ATP binding; protein binding. The annotation marks the transcript as partial. Gene Ontology annotation, biological process: protein phosphorylation. The transcript is spliced from 13 exons.